AUGGUUUUCCUUAAAAAACUUGCAGCUAUCUCGACGCUUCUCCUUGGUUCUACACAAGCCUACGAAAAUGGAUUAGGACUUACACCACAAAUGGGGUGGAAUUCUUGGAAUAUUUAUGGCUGUGAUAUUAAUGAGACAAUCAUUAUUGGAGCAGCUGAAAAAAUAAAGGAAUUAGGGUUACAAGAUCUUGGGUAUGAGUAUAUUGUCAUGGAUGAUUGUUACCAAUUACAUGAAAGAGACAAUACCACGAACAAGAUUCUAGCUGAUCCUGAAAAAUUUCCCAAUGGUAUCAAGCACCUCGCCGAUUCUAUUCAUGAUUUAGGAUUUAAGUUUGGUAUGUAUUCUUCUGCUGGUAGGUAUACAUGCGGAGGGUAUCCUGGAUCUUUACAUAACGAAGAACUAGAUGCUGAUACAUUUGCAGAUUGGGGAAUUGAUUAUUUGAAAUAUGAUAAUUGCUACAAUGAAGGGAACAGUGGUACAGCGCAAAUCAGCUAUAAGAGGUAUGAUAAAAUGGCCAAAGCUUUGAAUGCCACUGGAAGACCCAUUUUCUACUCCUUGUGUCAAUGGGGGGAAGAUAAUGUAUGGAAUUGGGGGUCUACGGUUUCAAACUCCUGGAGAAUUUCUGGGGAUAUAUAUGAUCACUUUGAUCGUUAUGACGACCGCUGUCCUUGUGAAUCUUACGAAUGUCUUGGUCUACAGGGUUACAUGUGCUCCAUGACUAACAUAUUAGAGAAAGCUGUUCCUCUUGGACAAAAAGCAGGAACAGGUCAGGGAUGGAACGACUUAGAUAGUCUUGAAGUAGGAAAUGGUGGAAUGAAUUAUGAUGAGUAUGUUGCUCAUUUUACACUUUGGGCUAUAUUGAAAAGUCCUUUAGUUUUAGGUAAUGAUGUUACAAAUAUGACUGACGAAGACUUGGGUAUCGUUAAAAAUGCUCAAAUAAUUGAGAUUAAUCAAGAUUUAUCUGCCCCAGCACACAGAGUUUGGAAAAAAUCUGUCAAAGGAGGAUCACUUCAAUUAUUUGCAACUACUUUGUCUGAUGAGACACAAAUUGUAGCAAUUUUUAACAGCGGUGAUUAUGAAGAAGACACAGAACUUUUAUUUGAAGAUAUUUUUGUUGAUGACUUGACAAUGAAAAACAAAUCGUAUUCUGGUAAAGAAUUAUGGACGAAUGAAACUUCAACAUUUGAAGAUAAAAUUAGUACUUCUGUCAAAACACACUCCAUUAAGAUUUGGAAGUUGACUGAGGCCAAUUAA
This is a messenger RNA of Debaryomyces hansenii CBS767, 1254 nucleotides long. RefSeq names its product glycoside hydrolase family 27 protein. Gene Ontology annotation, molecular function: alpha-galactosidase activity. Gene Ontology annotation, biological process: carbohydrate metabolic process. The record is from RefSeq and is a predicted model, not a curated record. Lineage: Eukaryota; Fungi; Ascomycota; Pichiomycetes; Serinales; Debaryomycetaceae. The transcript has a single exon. Bases 1 to 1254 code for a protein of 417 amino acids.